AUGAACGGCAAGAAGCGCAAGCGCUGCGUGGAGAGCAACGAGAUUGUGCGUGGGCCGAAAAUGUGCUUCCGAGAGAAGCAGCAAGCCAGAAUUUUGAGUGGCCUCCGCUUCCUCAAGGUUAUUGCAACGCUAGUGCUCAUGGCUCUCGAUUUGCCCUGCUUCGAUGCAGAUUGCUCGCUGGAUCAUUUCGAAGUCUUCGCCGGUGUCAUGUCGGUUACAAAUGCAGAGACGAAGGAUUCGUUUGGAUGGGUCGAGCUGGUCGUUCUGCCGUUGCCUAUGAUGUUCGACAUGACCCGUCGGGCCA
This is a messenger RNA of Symbiodinium necroappetens, 304 nucleotides long. NCBI's taxonomy places the organism in Eukaryota, Dinophyceae, Suessiales, Symbiodiniaceae. The record is from the annotation of a GenBank genome assembly.